UUUUAAACACAGCCCAACUGUUCACACUCUCUUUACCACCAAUCCAAAUAACAGAAUCAACCUUGACGGUUUAGAUUUAUCACCACACCCACAAACACAACAUUCAAGAUGCGUUUCUCCGUUGCCACCGUUGCCCUCUUCGCCAGCCUCGUUGCUGCCAUCCCCCAGGAUGUCGAGACCGUCUACCAGACUGAGGAUGUGACCAUCAUCUCUUGCGCUCCCACCGUCACCAACUGCCCUGGACGUGUCCACUCGACCUCCACCCCCGAGGCUGUCGCUGCUACCACUACUGAGGGCGUCUCUCCCGUUGCUACCACCACCUCCGUUCCCGAGGUCCCUGCUUCCUCCGUCACUGAGCAGCCCACUUCCUCUGUCCCCGAGGGUGCCUCCGCCGCUGGUACCACCGCUGCUCCCCAGGCUCCCGCUGGCAGCUCCCCCGCCGGUGGCUCCCCUGCUGGUGGCUCUCCCGCUAGCGGCUCCGGCUCCGCUCCUUCGGCUCCCGCUGUUGUCCCCUCCGGCGCCUCUGCCGAGACUGCCGGUGGUGCUCCCCCCGCCGCUGCCAGCAGCUCCGUCACUGUCAUCGCUGUGACCACCUGCGUUCCCACCGUCACCUACUCCACCGUCACUCUCGGUGCUGGUGCCACUGGCCUCCCUGGCAAGCCCGGCAGCGGCAAGCCCACCAAGUCCGCUGCUUUGAUCCCCAGCGGUGCUGCCGCCAUCGGCAGCGGCUACCCUAGCGGCAGCGCUACCCCCUCCCCCUCUGCUGCUCUCUACACCGGUGCUGCCAGUGCCAUCAACGGCAACUCCUUUGCCUUCGCUGGUGCCGCCGCCGCCGCCGCUCUUUUCCUUGCUUAGAUUCCCCCUUCUUGUCCAUAGUAGCCCCGGGUCCUUCAUGAGAGUCCGGCCGUCAACUACGGGCGGGGGAAACCCUAUAACCUAGGGCGCGUGUGUAUAAAUGAAGAGACCCUGUUGGCGGUUUGUGCUAUAUUUAGUGUCGAGGUUUUGCUUUCUGGGAGAGAAAUCCGAUUCGUUGCUUGAAAUAUUUCUUUGACCUAUCUAACUUUCUCUACAUGCUUCCUGGAACGCCUUGCGGGGUUCAGUGAAGCCUUUUUUGGUGGCUGGAUACGAUUAAUGUAACCCAUGAAAUUGCUUUCACAUACCCAAAUCGAAGCAGUAAUAGAUUACUUUACCAAUGCUAC
This is a messenger RNA of Aspergillus aculeatus ATCC 16872, 1199 nucleotides long. Its product is annotated as GPI anchored serine-rich protein. The record is from RefSeq and is a predicted model, not a curated record. The transcript has 2 exons. The coding region runs from base 109 to 855 and encodes 248 amino acids. Lineage: Eukaryota; Fungi; Ascomycota; Eurotiomycetes; Eurotiales; Aspergillaceae.